CACCGAAUGCCCACAUUCCACCGAGAGGGACGUCACCGGACAACGGCCGGACACACUCGAAUCCGUUCGGAUUCGGAGUCGGAGUCGGUGGAAUUCUAGCGCCGAGAGGGAUAUCCCAAGACAUCUCUCUCAUUGAUUGUUUUCGAGCAGAUCGACAUCAGAUCUUGGUUCGUAGCGGUGAACGAGUAAUCAUGUCUCGUCACCCGGGCCGUGCGAGACAUGUAAGGAAAGAGGGUUUGAGAGGAGAAACGACGCACCGUAAGCCGCAUCGUGGGAGAUAUCACCAGUAUCGGGUCCUUCACUUCAGCCAGUAUGCAGUCUUGCACAAGACAUACGAGUCACGGCCUCUGGCAUUCGACGCCUAUGAAAUCCACUUCGACUCCGAACAGGGCAACUGCGUCCCGAACGUUGUCGGCGGGGCGGCUGUCGCGAGCAAAGGCAACAGAUACCCUGCCGUAGUCGAAGAGGCUGGGAUCGUGAAUUUGACGCUCCACACACAACUCACGAACACCCUGACCGAAAAUCUCGCACGCAACAUCAUCGACAGGACCCACGGUGCCUUUGCGCGCAUCGACUCUGCGCCUGGAGGCAACGAAACCGCCAAAGGCGCCCUCAGAACAGCUCACCAGUACUUCCGGGAGCUGGGCCAGGCUCACUGCGUGAACUAAAUUAUGCCCAAGUACCCUUACCACGGGCUGCCCCUCACUGAACGUCGCGUGGAACGCCCCACGCGCAGCCCGUCAUGCGCCGUACAACGGCGCCCUCGACAGCAAGCACUUCCAGACGUGUCCCCUACCUGUGCCUGUCGCUACAAGCUCGAGGGAGAGUCGGAUAGUGCGUCAAACACCUGCGGGCUGAGCUCGAGUUCACGUUCAUCCUUCAGCGGCCGUCCUGGAUGGGCUCGUGGUUGCCGGAGCCAGCUUUGGAGUCUUCAUCCCUCCGAAAGGGUACUUGGCUGUCUAAGAAAAGUACGGGGCACACCAGCUCCUCGUCGACCAGGUCAUUUACGGAAUGGGCCCGUGAGGAUACCCUUCAAGCUCCCAACCCCACGAUCGGCGCCACUGGCAGCGCGUUUCACACACCGAGCAUACCCGCCUGUCACGCAAUAUCGCCCGCUAUCCAGCGCGUCAUCAUCGGCAAGAAGUUGGCGGAGGACUGCACGAUGCCGGCCGAUCUGCUCGACCGGUACCAGACAGCGGACUGGGGGCCGACGAAGCACUGGCGAAGGACUACGUGGCCACACUUCAUGGUGCUGGCCUCUUCUGGCCUGCUGGGCUCCAAACUCGACCGGUGCUCCCGAUAGUACGGGGUUGCCGAUGCGUGUUUGUGGCCGGGAAGCGGUGCUUUCAAGCUGGACUGGCGAUGGCGCGCAUGAUCCAUAGUGCACAUAUGGAGGAGAACCUAGGAGGACCACACCGUGUUUGCACGGAUGUUGGGCCGACACAGACCUACCUUUUUUGGACGCUGCGGCGUCUUGCCGAUGAUGAUUAAUCGAUGAUUUGUGAUAGCGCGGAGAGCUACCGUGCGUCACGUGAGCGCCUUGAGGAUCGACACGCAAGUCCGCGAGGGCUAUCAACAAGUUGGAGGGCCAACAGAAAUGAAUUGUAUCAAUGCAUGAAAUUCAGUGGAUGUGGACUUCCGAGAUUUGUGUGGACUACUCAUAUAUACUGUAGGCAAGGAUUAUCUUGGAAGACGGUAGAGCAAACGAGCUGACAGUAGUACUC
Mycena citricolor is the source of this 1724-nucleotide messenger RNA. The record is from the annotation of a GenBank genome assembly. NCBI's taxonomy places the organism in Eukaryota, Fungi, Basidiomycota, Agaricomycetes, Agaricales, Mycenaceae.